GCAGUCGUUCUCUCUUGCAGAAACCGCGAACAAGCUAUCUCCUCCUCCCGACUGCUGACUUCUAAAGCCAGUAGACAUCAACCAGAGAACCAGUCGCAGUCACUCAACCAGUGGUCCACUUCAGUUCAGUUCGGUUACUCACGAGGAUUGUUACACCGCUCUCCAAUCUGCGAGUUCAGUUUCACUCACCCAAUCGAUGUUCGCGGAGAAAUCUAAGUAAACAUUGAGUUGUUACCAGUGCAAUACUUACACUUCCAAACAAUGUUUAAUUAACAGUGAAAGGUUUCAAUUGUGUUCCUUGUGCGUCAAUCACGGCCUUACUAUGGAGAAUACAAAUGGGCCAACGCAAGAAGAGAAAAGCAAUAAUGUUCCAACAAAAUCUAUCGAGAAAGUCGAAAAACAAGAACAAACAAAACAGAUUAGUAGGUUCAGGGUUGCUCUACCACAGAUACUCGCAAGCACAGCCAAAAACAUGAUACUAUUAGAUCUAGGCAUGACAAUAGCUUUUCCUACAAUAGUGAUACCAGCUCUUCUCAACAACCACUCAGAUCAUGGAAUGAAAUUCUCCGUGACCGAAGCUUCUUGGUUUGGAAGUAUUGCUUUCAUUUGUCAGCCUCUUGGCAGCAUAGCAUCCGGUAUUGUUCUGGAGCCCUUAGGAAGGAAAUAUUCGUUGAUGGUUGUAAACAUUCCUCAUUUUGUAGGAUGGCUCAUGUACUAUUUUGCUCAAACUACUAGGACAAUUUUUAUCGCCAGCAUAAUCAUGGGCCUUGGUGUUGGAUUCAUGGAAGCUCCAAUCAUCACGUACGUUGGAGAAAUUUGUGAGCCAAGGCUGAGAGGAGUCCUCAUUUCGUAUUCGAACUUGUUCUUCAGUUUCGGCCUGGUCUUCAUUUAUGCUUUGGGAAACAUCACAGAUUGGCAAACAACUGCUGCCAUCAGCGCAGCCAUACCUUUCGUCACAUUCUUAGCCAUUACUCAAGUACCUGAAACUCCUUACUGGCUACUAUCACAUGGCAGGCUUGCAGAAGCAGAAAAGUCACUCUGCUGGCUGCGAGGCUGGGUCAAACCAGACGCCGUCCAGAGCGAGUUCCAAGAAAUGGUCAAGUACAGCAAGGAUUCCAAAUACUCAAGACCUAAAUCAGAAAGUGCCUACAACAACGAAGUCAAUCUGGAUGAUGAGAAGCCUUCCUCUGAAACAAAUAAACCAAGUGAGCAGAAGGAGACAAACGAAACACAAGAGAAAAAAGCGAAUGGAGAGUGCAAAGAGAAUGUGAAAGUUGAGAUCAAAAGUAACGAGAAAUGCCAGAAUGAGAAGACGGAAGUGCAUGUGGGUGAUAAAGCUACUUUCGAGGAGUUUGUGAAGGACAUGAUGCGACCAGAAAUGAUAAGGCCUUUGGCUCUUGUUGUGGGCUUCUUCUUUUUCACGAAUUUUGCUGGAGUGGCUGCAAUGAGGCCCUACCAGAUAAAGGUUUUUACUGACUUGGGAUUUCCACUGGACCCCUACCGAGCUACAGUGAUAAUGUCGGUGAACACGUUCACGGCCACAGUGCUGUGCAUGGUGUUUGUGAAGUGGCUGGGCAAGCGGCGACUGGCUCUCCUGUCUCUGGCCUCCUGUUCAAUCAUGAUGUUCGGCGUCAGCCUCUUCGCCAAACUGCACGACAGUGGCAAGGACGGCCACUUGCCUGAUAUCAGCUGGUUUCCGUUCGUCAUCUACUUUAUUCUUCAGUUUUUCUUCAGCUUUGGAGUCUCAACCGUGCCCUGGAUGCUUGUUAGCGAAAUUUUCCCCUACAGAGGUCGAAGCCUGAUGACCGGUCUAGCAGCAGCUCUAUCCUAUGUGCUGAGUUUCCUAGCAACCAAAACUUUCCUCGGCCUGGAAGAGCUUCUGUCAUUAUCAGGAGUCACCUGCCUCUACGCAACCAGCAGUCUUGUUGGAUUCUGUAUCAUGUACAGAUAUCUACCAGAAACAGAAGGAAGAACUUUGGAGGAAAUUGAGAAGACUUUCAGUAAAAAGAGUAAACAAACCAAUUGAACACAUUUAGCAAUGGGCUAAGUUCAGAACAAUGUUUGUUACUUCGAGGCCUUAGAUGAAUCUGAAGAUUUUAAUACUAUAAUAUUCAUCACAGUAAUUACUUGGAUAAAAUCAUGUAUAUAUAUAAUAAAGUAUGUGAGCUAACCAAGACAUUUUGUUAAAAAAUGUAAGAAUCAGUACCGUACAUAAUUAUCAUGAAAUUGUGUUUCUUUUCAUAAUUUAUUUCUUGUAUUUAAUUUGUGAAUAAUUCUUGAAGAAUUUUAAUACUCUACUCUAAGUAAAUUGUAGAUCAUGAAUUUUUCAGUUUUUGAGGUUGAGUGUUCAAAUUAGACGUUCAAGACCUUAUAAUACAUUUUUUACCAGUUUUAAAAUAAAGUAGUUCGGAAAUUAUUUUUCCGUGAAUGUUAUGAAAGGGUGACUAAUUUUGAUUAUUGUCACUAUUCAUCUUUUUUUAAUUUAUUAUAUUCCUUGAGCCAUGACGAUUGCUAUCAUGGUGCUGAAGACUAUUUUAUGUAGAGUAACAAUGAAUCAGAAAUUUAUAAAUUGUAAUAAUAAGUACGGCUGUCAAUUUUCAAAGUAACAUGACUCAUUUUCAUAUAUAAUCAAACAGGAGAGCUUUUCAUAAAAUAAACGGAGACAAAAAGCAUUCCUUAAAUAUUUAUUUCGAAUGAUUUGCCAAGUUAUUCAAUUCAUCCUUCUUAAAAUUAUAGCAUAUUUUUAUAAUUGUUAAUUCAAAUAAAUUACCAAAAAUGAAAUAAAUUCCAUCUUUGAAGGAGAAAGCUUGAAUAACUUACUUUCGGUCCUCUAGGUUUACUCAACCCUCAUCUACCAUUCCAAUGAGCAAUAGAGUCAUCCCUUGAAGUUUCAUCAUAUUCAAGAAAUAUCCAUGUAUAAAUCCUGAGUGCCUUUUAGGAUAAUUAUUGCAGAAAAUCACAUUGUAGAUAAGAAUUUUCUAAUACAGGUUUGAUAUAUACUUUACCCGUUGAACGAUUUAUAAUUUUAGAAUGAACUGUGAUAAAUUUGAAAUGAUGUAUUUAAUAAAUUGCUUUUGAAAACUAUGACUGGAGGUGGGAAUAUGCUGUGUGGUGUUAACAAAUUCAAAAUGGAAGAUUCAGAUCCAGAAAUAGAUUCAACCUUAUGCUUUCAGUUUAAAUUGAUGUACAGCAAUUCACAAAACUUUCUGUGAUAUUUACUAAAAAUAAACUAUAUUUUUUAUAGAGUAAUUGAAGUUUCUUAUUAUACUGUUAUGAAUGUAAAUUUUAUCUAUAUUGCAUUAAAAACUUCAUGUAUUGAA
Messenger RNA from Nilaparvata lugens (brown planthopper), 3320 nucleotides. Its product is annotated as facilitated trehalose transporter Tret1. Lineage: Eukaryota; Metazoa; Arthropoda; Insecta; Hemiptera; Delphacidae. Gene Ontology annotation, molecular function: transmembrane transporter activity. Gene Ontology annotation, cellular component: membrane. The coding region runs from base 323 to 2026 and encodes 567 amino acids. The record is from RefSeq and is a predicted model, not a curated record. Gene Ontology annotation, biological process: transmembrane transport. The transcript has 9 exons.